AAUUCAAAAGCAAAUUCAGCAUCCAUGCCUUUCAGGCCCAAUCAACCAUUCUCAGUACAACGAUGCAACUUACCGCUCAUAUAUUUCAACAAGCUCACACGCCUCGGGACGUUAUCGAGAGCCAAUUUCUGCCAGAGAGUCCCGUUCAUCCGCAGCUUCAUCACGUCAAGCAAUACCAAGUUAUGAUGACAAGGACGGGCAUUACAUUGUCAAGAUUGGUGAUGAAUUGGGGAAUCAAAUAACUCACUUGUUGGGGCAAGGAACUUUUGGAAAAGUAGUUCAAUGUUGGGAUCGUGUUAACAAUCGUCACGUCGCAAUUAAAAUCAUUCGCGCCGUGCAAAAGUAUCGUGAUGCGAGUAAGAUUGAAAUUCGAGUGCUUAACACUUUGAAAGAUCGAGAUCCUUCCAAUGUGCA
Messenger RNA from Racocetra persica, 414 nucleotides. The record is from the annotation of a GenBank genome assembly. NCBI's taxonomy places the organism in Eukaryota, Fungi, Glomeromycota, Glomeromycetes, Diversisporales, Gigasporaceae.